GUGCCACUCCCAACUUUGGAAUGCCUCCUCCACCCUAUAUGCCUCCAGGACCAGCACCUCCGAUGCCAAUGGGUGGUCCACCCCAUGGAUUAUAUAAUCAUCCUCCGCCAAAUAUGAUUCUCCAUUCUCCCAAUCUUGCUCCCGUACCUGGAGUUUCUGCCGGAGGCUUAACUACCAACAGUAAUCCCAUGGUCAAUUCGAACCCACCUGUUUCUGCCCCUUUGCUUACUGAUACUCAAAACCCUGCACCAUCGUUCCUUUCUCCAACUUCGGCACCGCUACAAAUUGGUACAGCAGGCAUUCCCUCUCAAGCUUUGCCUUCUGUCGGUGCAGUUCCUCCUCCCGUAGGAGCUGUUUCCAUGCCUCCGGUUCCUGGCCCAGUCAGAUCGCCCUUUAUGAUGCCUCCUCUACCGAUUCCUACGAACGGGCAUUCGGGUACUCAUCAUCUGGGUGUGAUGAUGCACCCAGGACUUCCACCUCAUCCACCUUUGCAUAUUCCGCAGAAUCCUAGACUCCAACCGCCUCUUGUUCCACGUCGUCCUCUGUUCGCCACCCCUCCAACUAUCGGUCCAGGCCCUGUUCCACCAAGACCCCUCAGCAUGAGCUCUCGAAAUGAAGAGGACAUUUGGGUCGAAAAUGUUGCUGGUGAUGGGAAAUCAUACUAUUACAACAUGCGAACUCGAGAAACGCGAUGGGAAAAGCCUGAAGGGGUCACGAUUCUUCGGCAGGGUGAGGUGGAAACGGGAAAUAAAUUAGGCCCAAGUAUGCGAAUCACACAAAGUUCUGCUCCGCAUGCCUCGCCUAUUCAAGCUAAUUUGACUGCGAACGGGCUUCAGCAAUUUCAACCCGAAUCACUUGCCUCUUCUUUCAUCACCAACACAUCACCAAUGCAACAACCGCCAGUGGCCACUCAAGUGCCUGUUGAUCAAGUUCAACAAAAACCUCCUGAAGUCGUUGCUUGGACAGAAUAUAAGAAUUCUGAUGGAAAGCCAUAUUACCAUAAUGCCAAAACUAAUGAAACUACCUGGGAAAAGCCCAAGAUUCUUCUGGAUUGGGAAGCUUUCAUUGCCGGUUUCAACAAACAGGCUAUGCCGCCUCCCGCAUCCCUUACAAAUUUCACUGCCCCGCCCCCAGUGGAGACAUCUGCUCUCAAAGAACCAACGGACGCUCUGGUUGAUCGUCCUACAUCCGUUUCGAUGGACCCCCCGAAACAUGUCGAUGGCGAGUUUGUAAGGUCAAAUCCCCAGGUCGAAGCAGAUGAAGAUGAAGAUAGUGAUGGAGUUGCAGAACAAGUAGAGGAUAAAUCAACCAUUCCAACGAAGGACCCUAGUCGUCCUGUGUCUAGCACUGCUGUCAGUGGUACGCCUUGGUGUGUUGUGUGGACCGGAGAUGGACGCGUUUUCUUUUACAAUCCUAGUCAGCGCCUUUCGGUUUGGGAGACGCCAGAUGAACUUAAGGGCAGAUCAGAUGUGGAUCGCCUUUUGGAAAAACCUCCUCAGGCUAGUCUCGGUUCUCAUUCAGGAAGUGAUGCCUCACUUGUCGAAGAGGGAUCUGAUGGAGUUAUUUCUCGGGGUGGUGAAACAUCAGAUACUGAGUUAUCUGAGGCCACAAAGCGUAACAACAAGUCUAUGAAUCCAAGUGGCGAUGCUAGUCCAGAUGAACUUGUUUCUAAAAGACCUAGACUUUCUGUUCCCACUCCUGAAGUUGAUGCGGAUGCGCAGGUGUUGGGGCCUAGUGGGACAGAAAAACAAGCGCAACUGGUUCCUAACAUAACUCCUCUGGAUAGUCUGGAGGCAGCAAAAGAAGCGGAAGAAAGGGCGGCAAAGGAGCGCGCCAUCCUGCCCCUUGAUGUUCGCAUGGCUCAAUUCCGGGAAAUGCUUAUUGAACAA
Molecule: messenger RNA, 1889 nt
Organism: Protopolystoma xenopodis
Lineage: Eukaryota; Metazoa; Platyhelminthes; Monogenea; Polystomatidea; Polystomatidae
Source: the annotation of a GenBank genome assembly